Molecule: messenger RNA, 3052 nt
Organism: Uloborus diversus
Lineage: Eukaryota; Metazoa; Arthropoda; Arachnida; Araneae; Uloboridae
Gene: Elk
Product: potassium voltage-gated channel subfamily H member 8-like
Exons: 15
Coding region: 17-3052 (1011 amino acids)
Biological process (GO): potassium ion transmembrane transport; regulation of membrane potential
Cellular component (GO): membrane
Molecular function (GO): voltage-gated potassium channel activity
Source: RefSeq, a predicted model, not a curated record
UUUAUCAUCUCGACCAAUGCCGGCGAGGAAAGGUCUGUUAGCUCCCCAGAAUACGUUCUUGGACACCAUCGCCACCCGGUUCGAUGGAACGCACAGCAACUUUGUCCUCGGCAAUGCACAAGUGCCCAAGCUGUACCCGAUUGUUUACUGUUCGGACGGAUUCUGCGACCUGACGGGAUUUCCUCGAGCGCAGAUCAUGCAGAAGGGGUGUGCCUGCACCUUCCUCUACGGCCCCGAAACGAAGGAGGAGCACAAACUAGAGAUCGAACAAGCCCUCGAGAGCAAGAUGGAGCUCAAACUUGAGGUCAUGUUUUACAAAAAGAACGGUCCCUUCUGGUGUCUUCUGGACAUAGUUCCCAUCAAAAAUGAAAAGCACGAAGUGGUCUUGUUUCUUGCCUCUCACAAAGACAUCACUAAAACGAAAACGGCUGAAAUGGAAAUCGAUGAGGAAGGGGAAGAAAAUGAGAUCGAGAACCAGCUGGAAGUUGAAGGGUGCUUACCAAGCAACCAUUACCAACGGAGAAGAAGUAGGGCUGUAUUGUACCAACUGUAUGGGAACUAUAGACAGGACAAGAUGAAAUCAAAGCUUAAACUAAACAAUAAUCUCCUACACACAGCGGCUUUGCCUGAAUACAAAGCAGCAGCCAUUAAGAAGUCUCGUUUCAUCUUGUCUCAUUACGGAGUGUUUAAGACGUGCUGGGAUUGGUUGAUCCUAAUCGGAACAUUCUACGUUGCAUUCGUUGUGCCAUACAAUGCCACCUUUCAGGAUCCCAAUGAGACUCCUUUGUUCAACAAGACAAUCAUCACAGAUGUGAUUAUGGAGUCUAUUUUUAUCAUAGAUAUUAUUCUAAAUUUUCGUACAACGUAUGUAAACAAGAAAGGAGAAGUUGUCGCCAAACCCAAAUCCAUCGCCAUCAACUAUGUCAAGGGAUGGUUCAUUGUUGAUCUCCUCGCUGCCUUACCUUUUGAUCUCCUUUAUGCUAUUAGUCUUUAUAGUAGGAGUACUUUGAUGCACCUCCCUAAACUCACGAGACUGCUUCGCCUUGCUCGCCUUCUUCAAAAAAUGGAUCGGUACUCGCAAUACAGCGCGAUCAUCCUCACCCUCCUCAUGCUCAUGUUCUCUCUCUUAGCCCACUGGAUGGCAUGCAUCUGGUACGUCAUAGCAGAGGCGGAAAUCAAAGCCAACCCUCCAGAUUGGGACGUUGGUUGGCUCCAUCAACUGGCAAUAAAACUAGGCGUGAACCAAACAAAUAUCACCACGGAUACUACUACUACUUACAUUACAGCCUUAUACUUUACUACCACUAGCCUAACCAGUGUUGGUUUCGGAAAUGUUUCUGCAAACACGAAUGCUGAAAAAGUUUUCUCCAUACUUAUAAUGCUAGUUGGAGCCUUGAUGCAUGCCGUGGUAUUUGGCAACGUGACUGCUAUCAUCCAGAGGAUGUAUUCUCGCCGUUCUCAAUACCAAACGAAGCUUCGAGAUCUGAAGGACUUCUUUAGGCUUCAUCAGAUCCCCAAGCAGCUGAGACAGAGGAUGACCGAUUACUUUCAAACUAUUUGGUCACUCAACCACGGUAUAGAUCCCAACGAGGUGCUACGGGAAUUCCCGGACGAACUGCGAGGAGACGUUUCAAUGCACCUGCACAAAGAGAUCCUCUCCCUCCCCAUCUUCGAAAACGCUCCUCAAGGCUGCCUCAAGAUGCUGUCUCGUCACGUGAAGAGCAACUUCUGCGCCCCGGGAGAAUAUUUGGUGCACACUGGAGACGCUUUAACGAACAUUCAUUUGGUCUGCAACGGGUCCAUGGAAGUUCUGCAGCAAGGAAUGGUCGUGGCUAUACUCGGGAAAGGGGACUUGGUUGGAUGUGAUAUUGCGGUGAAUGGUCUCGACCCGGUGCUCAAGUCUUCAAGCGACGUAAAAGCGCUCACAUAUUGUGAUCUCAAAUGCAUCCACAUUCCAGGAUUGAUGGAGGUGCUCAAGCUCUAUCCUGAGUUUGCUCAGACUUUUUGUCACGAUAUCCUGCAUGAUCUGACUUAUAACCUAAGAGAAGGAUACGAAAAUGAGAUGGAUGAAGGCAACGGGGCGCCGUCACUGACGCUGCCGUCAAUUUCGGAAGACGACGAGAAUAAUGACAGCGACGGAACGGCACCCGCCUCACCCAUGUCGCCCUGUCUGACAAUCAAUAGGAACAAUGAUGAAAAUUGGGAAAAUAAAGUUCAUCAGUUUAGGAGGACAUUUCAAGGUCACCGUCCAACCGUAAGAUUUGAAAAGCUAAGACCUGCAGCCACGCAUCCAAAUUUAGGAAGGUCAUGGGAAAUGUUCGACAUCCGAGAUGAAAUCGAAAUGACAAAGAACUCAGUCGAGCGUCUGGAUUCUCAAAUGACUUCUCUCACGCAGGAUGUCGCUACUCUGAGCCAAGAAGUGCGGACCACCUUAGCUCUGUUGCAACAAGUGUGUGAACGCGGAGGAGGCGCAUUCGCUCCUCAGACGACUCAGUCUUGCGAGUUCCUGCCCAGCCGGCAGUUGCCAACCAAUCCGUUCCUGCCACGUAGAUCCUCCUCGCAACCUCUACGAGUCCCCAGCCCCGGAGACACCGAAGAGGAUGAAGAGCAGACCCCGUCCACCGUCAACUCCGAGACCCAAACGGACUGGUUCCUGCUGGACGAGAUCAUCCUCAGUCGGAGGAUCGGAACUCAGGCGGAUCCGGGUUCACCUCCCCCAAACUCGGGCUACUCCUCCUGCUCGUCGAACGAAGACAGAGUCCGAUUUCUCAUAGGACAUCCCUCGAUGACUACGCAACGCGAUGCUGUGGACGCUGACUUUGGGUCGGUGGACGAGGGGCCGACGUUGAGAAGUGGCAACAGCAGCUCCGGAGCGCACUUUGUGAGAACCGCGAGUAAUGAGAUACUGGUUCCGGGUUUGAUGCCAACCGGUCGAAGAUCCUCUGCGUUCGUUAGUGGUUACUGGAGCACGUUAAAUUCGUGGUCAGGAGGUCCUCCAAAUGAAUUAAUACCUAUGGAGGUGCUGGAUCAUACGGGGGACCCUGGAGUGUGA